AUGCGGUCAAAUCUGGUUUGCUGCUUCGUCACGCCAGAUGUCAUUCGGCAAUCUAUUUUCACGGAUUACAGAGCUUCUGCCAAGGAACUUAUGUUACUCGUCUUCUUCCUUGUACUUGGUGUUGUCGUAUUCGCCUCAUUGGUCUACUAUGCUGAACGGGUUGAACCAAAUCCAAAUAAUGAAUUUCAAAGUAUUCCUAUAGGAUUAUGGUGGGCGAUCGUUACGAUGACUACCAUUGGUUACGGUGACAUUACACCUCAUACAUACCUCGGACGACUCAUUGGUUCUAUUUGCGCAUUGGCCGGUGUACUUACCAUCGCCUUGCCAGUACCUGUAAUCGUCUCAAACUUCGCAAUGUUCUACUCCCAUACACAGGCUCGAUCGAAAAUGCCGAAAAAACGUAGAGGAGUAUUGUCAGUCGAUCAGGUGAAGCAGCAGCCACAUCGAACAAACGGACCACGCCGUCAGGGCGGCGAAAAUACGCCGCUCGUUCAAAAUGCCAAUAAUCAUAUCUCACCGCCACAUACGGUCAUCUAG
This is a messenger RNA of Haemonchus placei, 537 nucleotides long. Lineage: Eukaryota; Metazoa; Nematoda; Chromadorea; Rhabditida; Trichostrongylidae. The record is from the annotation of a GenBank genome assembly.